Molecule: messenger RNA, 1187 nt
Organism: Aspergillus sclerotioniger CBS 115572
Lineage: Eukaryota; Fungi; Ascomycota; Eurotiomycetes; Eurotiales; Aspergillaceae
Exons: 1
Coding region: 129-746 (205 amino acids)
Source: RefSeq, a predicted model, not a curated record
GCCCCGGCAACUCUAUCAACACACACAUUGCAUUACUUACUUGUACGUGAGGCAUAUUUGUUUCUCUACACAUUGAGGAUUUGGACGAGCAUGAAAUGAGGCGUUUUGUUCUAAUCAUUGUCUAAUAUAUGCGGGUUGGUUAUGUCGUUUUGUUUUGUUUUACUUCAGUUCGGUCUAGCAGUUCAUCUUCUAUACUAUACAAGAGCUGCAUACAAAUGUGGAACUUACUUUCUAUCUUAUUGGCCUUUUCAUAUUUUGAGCAUUACGGACCCAGUCACUGUUGGUCAGCAUUGGGGCGAAACAUUGAAUGCAUAGUUAGCUGUCGGGUGCCCUGGAUUCGUUUAGAUUUCGGGUGUCCUUCUAGAAGGAUGAUCAUUAUCCCAUUCGUUGGCUCUAGAAAUGCAUACACCGCCAUUCUGAGUCAAAUCAUUCCUACUAGUGACGAUCUACUACGUACUGCACAGUACCUCAACAGAGGGGGUUACAUAGCAGGACGAUCCCGGCCCCUCUACGACAACGAAACACGGCUCGAUCCACUGGCUGCAUUGGUCUUUUGUUCGAUUUUCCCUAUUGGAUACAACCCGCCAAUCGCCACCAGCAGCAUCGCCAUUCAUCACCUCCCUGGCUUCUCCCCAUUCCACCACCUCAGGCAAGCCUCACGACCGUACCAGCAACAUCCUCGCCCCAGCCCCGACCCGGGGAAAUUCGAAACCACGCGCCUCCCGGGUCUUAUGUUCAUCAGGUAACAUUUAUCCGACUCCGCCGAGUGAAAUAAAACAUGCCAUGAAUGCAUAAUGAGAAGUCGUCAUAAUGAUCGUUGGAUAUGACAUUUCCCGCCAAAAGGAGAAAGCGAAAUAAUGGGUAAACGCGGAAUUUCAGACACACGCAAAUUGUCACGAAAACAAGGAAAGGAUCUACGAUCACGGUACGCCAGGCUUCGGAUCUGAUCUAACGGGGAGAAAGAAGACGCAGAAGCGAAUUGGGAAGACCAAGGUGGCCGUGGAAACUUGAAUUGAGAAGAUCAGAUGGCAUAUUUGCGAGUCCAUUCACGCGCGGUCGCCUCGUAGCGGGGACGGUCCGUCUUGUACACGUGAGCUAUUUCCGGCACCAACGGGUCGUCGGGGUUGGGGUCUGUGAGCAUCGAGCAGAUCGAGAGCAGCACUGUAAGGAGCAAAUUAGACUCUACA